This is a messenger RNA of Pyricularia oryzae 70-15, 280 nucleotides long. RefSeq lists its product as uncharacterized. The record is from RefSeq and is a predicted model, not a curated record. Bases 50 to 280 code for a protein of 76 amino acids. Lineage: Eukaryota; Fungi; Ascomycota; Sordariomycetes; Magnaporthales; Pyriculariaceae. The transcript is spliced from 2 exons.
CCAGAAUCUCAUACCUUUCCAAAAUCAACACUAAUCCAAAUUUUAAGCCAUGUCUGCAAACUCUUCGAAUGGGUUCCCCGUGCUAGAAGGCGUCACCGUCUUCGCCCUGCCUCCCGAUGGCUAUGCCACCGAUUUAAAGAACCCGGCAGCACAAAGUGCGCUGGCGCAUUUCCUCGUCUUUGGGAUUGCUGGGUCGCUGGCUCUUAUCGCGCUCUGCCAACUGGCGGCUUAUGCCAUUACACAUGGGAAAUACCAAUCGAAAUAUUCGAAUCCAGUAUGA